AUGGGUGUUAAAUAUGUUGUUGCUCUGUAUGAAGCAGAUGCUCAGCUACAAUACUUGGAGAUGAAGGGAGAAGUCCAUGGAAUCAUCACGGAAGACUCGGAUCUGUUAGUCUAUGGUGCUCGGAACAUCUUGUUCACAAUGGACCCCUCUGGCCCCUGUAUUUACAUAUGUCGCAACAAAUUGGGUCAGGUUGAUGAUAAACGGAUGGGCCCAUGGGAUGAACAGCAGUUCAGACAAAUGGCCAUGCUGAGCGGAUGUGAUUACCUGUCUAGAAUUGAUAGCAAUUGUUGGAACACCAUAGAUUGA
Messenger RNA from Puccinia graminis f. sp. tritici CRL 75-36-700-3, 306 nucleotides. RefSeq names its product exonuclease 1. Gene Ontology annotation, molecular function: 5'-3' DNA exonuclease activity; 5'-flap endonuclease activity. Gene Ontology annotation, biological process: DNA double-strand break processing; mismatch repair; DNA recombination. NCBI's taxonomy places the organism in Eukaryota, Fungi, Basidiomycota, Pucciniomycetes, Pucciniales, Pucciniaceae. Bases 1 to 306 code for a protein of 101 amino acids. The record is from RefSeq and is a predicted model, not a curated record. The transcript has a single exon. Gene Ontology annotation, cellular component: nucleus.